AUGUCGCUCCUUCAGUCCGCUCGCAAGCCGACGCUUUCGGCUGUUCGCUCAUGUAGCAGGGUUCGCUACAACUCAAAUGCGGCUCCUGAGCCAAAGCCCGCCUCGUCUUUCUCUUCGAGCUUGUUCGCCAGGAUGCAGAACAAUGCCAGUUCAACGACCUAUAAUGGAGUUGAAGUUCAAAACAUCAAGUCUCCAAAGAGGUUGGACAUUGGCGGCGGGAACGUCUGGAAAGAUAAUGGCGUGAAACUGGACACCAGCAUGCGUGAACCCUCUCGUCCUCGACGGAACCCGCGCCCGGCAGCUGCCGCACCCCAGGGCCAAGCAGCCGACCCAGAUGCCGCUGCUCGCAUCAUGAGUCGCCAGCCGAAUCCCUUCAAUGUUCGCCCUCCGCGACGCGAUGAAGACUCCCGUGAGCGCCGUGCUCCCAGGGAUAAUCAGCGACAGGCUGCUCCGCGUGACGGGCAGCGCCGGGACAGGCAUGAAGGAUCCUUGAACGACAGGGUCAAGCAGGCCGGCAGCGAGAGACUUCGUCAGACCGACGCUUCUACAGAGCAAGCUUCGAUCGAGGCGUCGACUGAUGCUGCUCGCGAGCGACCUGUGCGAGCGGCGUCCAAAGCCAUUCCUCUUCGCCUCAGCUCAUUCCGGACCGCCCACUUCGGCAAUGUAUUCAGCUCACCGUCGCCCGAUGCACCCGCGACGCGCGAGGCAGAAGUGCUCCGCGCACUGGAUGUACCCAAAGAACAUCCCGAGACGCUAGUGGUUAAGCCGCGCAAGGCGGAGGUUCGGGUCGAGAAGGGCGUUCGCAGGGUCAAGAAACGCGUCGUCAUGCGUGGCUCGAAAAGGAUCGUCGUCGACCCUCGCAUUCGACCCAUGCUCGAACGUUACGGCGGUGACUACACGCGUCUGGCGCCGCGCUCGGCCCUGUCUGGGCUUCACAAGCCCAGGAAACCGGUCGCUUAUGCGAAGGCGGCACUCACUUUGCGCCCUUACUUGUCCAGUGCGCGUCGCGGGCAGGCGCUGGAUGUUGUUGAGAAGUUUGCGCGUGAGGCCCGUGUCAGCGCUUGA
Messenger RNA from Peniophora sp. CBMAI 1063, 1065 nucleotides. Lineage: Eukaryota; Fungi; Basidiomycota; Agaricomycetes; Russulales; Peniophoraceae. The record is from the annotation of a GenBank genome assembly.